ACGUAAGGAGGUAUGACGUAGGAAUGUACACGUCGGCGAGCCGGAUAUCCAAGAUGGCUAUCUUUCCCUGUUCGGGGUAGUCUGCCCUACCGGUUGAUUAGGUUUCUGAGUGAGGUCUCCAGGUGAUCGUCGCGGGCAGUUUCUGCGAGGAGCUGUCAGGCUGCGGUUGGAAGAAAGUACACGUUUACUUGAAAAUUGCGGGCAUUGACUUGAAAACACAAAAUGCAGCCACCUCCUCAGACCGGCCCACCUGGGGCGUUUGGCUCCUCGCGCAUGCCGAUGACCACUAACGCUUACUGGCGUAAAAGGGCGCCUCCACCUGCUCCGGUGACCACGGCUUCUGUGCAGCCCGUCACUGACCCGUUUGCGUUUGGCCACAUGACGUCGCAAAAUAUGUCAACGAGCAACACGGCGACAUCUCAGAACAUGCUAGCGAGCAAUGCGCCAAGAGGCGGCCUGCUGGGAAUGGCGAGUGCGUCCCCGUCGCUGUACCCGCAGCCUCUUCCUGCUAGUUCUUCGGCUGGCGAUGGUGCUCAUGGUGGCCAAGGCUCUGUAUCGCAACCCGUGAGUAAAGGAGCCCCUUUCGCCGGUGCGUCUGGGCCACCGGCCGGGAGUGGAUACUUCACGAAUAAUGCUCCUCCUCGUCCUUCCGCGCAGUCCGGUCACGGCCAUCUUCCUCCUCAGCCUUUCCAUUACAUGGCGAGCGGACUUGAAAAUGCUUAUUUGCCGUCUCAAAACCGAUCCCAGAGUCGGCAGGGUCACCCUCCAGAACAGAAUAACAGCGGAGCUGCUGCUGCUGCUUCUUUAUCUUUUGUCCCCACACCACCGCAGCAAAGCACUGGCCCCUGGGUGUCCAUGCCCGGCCCACCUCCUACCUCUGUGCAGAAUUUCGCCCCACCUGCCCAAGCAUCGGUGUACAAUGCCCCAUAUUCCUCCCCUGAUUAUUUAGAAGUAUCUAAUCUUCCUCCCCAGUCUGUUCUCCUUCCAAACGACCCAGCGUAUGCACAAGCACCCCAAAGGGUGGCACCUACCCAAUUUCCAGGCAACGCAAAUUACGGCGUCUCGCAGGGUGCUUCGCAGUUCAGCAGCAUGCAUCAAAUGGAUUAUAUGCACAGCCACAAUCCCGAACAGAACAGCUGGUACAAGCAGCCUUACGAAGAACAGAUGCAUCCGCCACUAGUCAACCCUACCGCUGCGACUUCCGGGACUCAGUCGUCAGGGCCUGAGAACAGACCCCAGGGCGAAUAUGAUAAAGCGUCCUCCAGCCACAACCUCCCAGACACGGACUCCGGUACAAUAUCAAUGUUUUUUAAAGGGGACGAAGCGGAGAACGUAGAGAUAAUUUCAUCCGAACAGCAUCACGCUUUUAACAUUCAAUCGCAUGAUGCAUCUCAUUUCCAGAAUACUGGACAUAUGGGUGGUGUGCCUUCAUCACAAUCCCAAAGCUCUGGGGCGAAUACACCGUCACAGCCUCCGGUGGCAUCGGGUCCCAGUUCCCCAAACUCUCAGUCCCUCUCAACCCAGAAUUCCAGCAGCACUCAGGACUCACAGUCGGCACGGGCACAGGAUGUCUAUAGCGUUGGCAGCAAUGUUGCUCUUGCCAUAGUGGAUCCUCAAUAUGAAAAUGUCGAGAAUAUAGAAUGCGUUCAAAAUCUGGAAGUUCUCCCAAACGAGCCCAAUAUCAGCCUUUUCCCUCCAAGUGUUAGCUCGGAUCUGUUCAGGUAUGGACAGGCUGCUGGGCCGACCCAAGUGAAGAAUGCCGUCAACCCUACCGAAGGCGGUCCGAACUUGGAGACGCUCGAUUGUUCGAGUCGCCCGGCUAGAUCUGACAGCGUAUCUUCAGGCUACAGUAACCUAAGUCACAGGAGUCUGCCAGCUUCCAACAGACCUCAAGAACUGGUCGGGACUUUUAUUCAAAAGGAGAGCGGUAAGCUGGACAAUGACCCCGCCAACGGCUUCUUUAAGCAAGUCGAUUCUUCUCCCCUGGGUGGAGAUGCUGGUGGUCAGAAUAUGGGCCAAAACGCUUUUCACGCUAACACGUCUCACCCACCGACACCAAGCCCACCUAAACCCACAGGGUUGUUUCAGACGAGCGCAAAUAGCUCCUUUGAACCUGUUCGAUCUCAUGCGGUGGGAUUAAAACCAGCAGAGGUUGACCAAGCAAAAGGGUCUGGAGAUGUAAGAGAGCAUUAUAACUUGCUACCCAGUGCUUCUCAUGGGGUGUCCAUCCCAGCAGCUUCCCCUGGUAAUAUGGAACACCCUCCAGAUAAUAUGGAAACCAUUUUCACAGAUAACUCAAAUCUCUUUACCGCAAACAGUGCAAAUGUUUUUAAGCCCAUGGCAGGUCCGUCGUUUGAGAGCAUAUCAUCUCUGCUCGAGAAACGGCCGUCCUCCAGGGCUCACGGCUCGAACAAAAAGUGUGAAAGUCCAGCCACGACGCUGUGGGCUCAAGGGGAACUGCCUAAUUUCGGAGGGAACGUACUUCUAGCUCCGGCGGCCCCGGUCUUGUACGCUCCGGCUAAAUCUCAAGCUGAGGUUAUCCAGCCUCCGGAAGAUGGGUUGCCCGAACCGCAACCAGGCAGACAAGAGGUAACAAAAUUUCAGGCAACCCCCGAGGAGCGCAUUCCUUCUGAAAACCUCGAAAAUCCUCCAAAGAUCGGAGAAGACGAGCAAGUUCACUCCCAGGCAAGUUCAGGUUACGCCAGUUUGUUGUCUUCGCCUCCAACUGAAACUUUGCAAAAUCAACCUGUUUUGAUUGCUCCUCCAAAUAAAUCCUAUAAUCUGCUUCAGCCAAUUAAUUUCUCUUUGUCUCUACCGAAUCAGGCUAGAAGCGUGAAUUCAGGGAAAGAUUCUAGUGCUGAGGACAAGCGUAUUCCGUCGAGCGGGGCUCCGACGACUAAUCUUAAUUCUGAUCAAAGUGCACCGCUUUCUUUGAUACAAUCUGGACAGGUCAUAGAUCCACCUUUACUUUCUAUCUCAUCGAAUAAUAAAUCUGCCCCGGGUGUUGCUAAUUUUCAUGAACCUUUUCCUAAUCAGGCAUUAAAUGUACCAAUGUCGUCUUCAACUAAUCAGGUCCCCCUGAAUUUGGUCACAGAAGGUCAAAAGACUAUGAAGGUUGAAAAUACUCCUUUUGAUUUUGGUAAUAAAUCUUCAAUUCCUGUGUCUGUUUCUACUGGAUCAAAUCUCCCACCGCGUACUGGAAACGGGGUCUCUGCUCCGCCAGUAACUAGUAGCGUCGGCUCUAUCAAUCGGACCAACAGUCAGGUGGAGACCACCGGUGCGUUGGACUUCACAGUUCCUCGAGCACCAGCCAAUCACAACGCAAGCAAUGGGGCAAACGUGGUCAACCACCCACCUGCGGGAGGCCCUGUACAGUCUGUCAAUACCCAGAAUUACCAGCCGGGUCCUGAUAUUAACAAGCAGGGGUUUUAUCGACAGGUUACUGGCGACGCGCGGUCAGACCCUCAACGCGGUCAAGAAACAUCCCAUGUUUACAUGGCCCCCGCGUCUCAACCAACACCCGCCUCUGCUUCUGCUCAAAUAACCUCCGGAGCAAAACCACAACAAGGUGAAAAGCCAGUGCCAGGUGUGCCGCAGCAAACCUCUUUACUACCUAAUAGUAGCGGCGCUCCAGAGCCGGCUUCUCAAUAUGGACCAUCUGAGCCACUGCCGCAUUCUAUUCAGCACACAGCGGCCACAUCGGCACCGGUAAACCUCAACCAUACAGCUGGGUACGCUGAGCCACCGAGACCACCGCCUUCCCAUACUCCUCAGCAAGCAGACCCCUAUUACUACUACAGAGGUUACAACGCUUACCCACCUGCCUACCCCCAACAAUACCCACCUGUGGAUCCCAGAUCUCAUAUGUACUAUCAGGAUGCCUACGCAGCAUAUGACCCUUCCUACAGGCAGUACCCAGGGAAGUAUCCGUACCCGGAACCAGAACGGCCCAGCUCCCGAUCCAGUCACUGUUCGGAUCGCCCAUCUUCACGACAGGGGUACAGUGCUAAGGGAGAAUGGAGUGCGCCCAACAGUUACUAUCCGGACUACUACCAGAGCCAGUAUGAAUAUGGAGACCCUGCUCGUUGGGACCGCUAUCCCGGAGCGUACGAUCCAGGAUAUAGAGACCCCAGGAGCAAUUACUGGAGUUACAUGUACAGAAGCCAGGAGGACCCGUACCAAAGAAAAGCCCCAUAUGCCUACACCAGCAGAUAUGAUGUGUAUGAAGACCGUUGGCAAUAUGACCCUCGUUACGUUGGUGGCUUUGAUGAAGAAAAUGAGCCCCAAAGAGACCUCGCCAAAGAUGACUUUGACCGCCGCAGCGUACACAGCGAGCAUUCAGCGCGCAGCCUGCACAGCGGACGCAGCGCUCACAGCCGGCGGAGCAGCUUCAGCUCCCACUCGCAACACAGCCAGAUUUACAAAAGCCAGCAUGACCUCACUGCCAACGCAUACGAUCCCCAAUUUCCGAAUCCCCCGCCUGCUGAAUACCCCUACGGGGUGUAUCCGAAUGAUUAUACCAACCAGCAGUCGAUGGACACAUAUCCGUACGGGUACCAGACCAGCACCGAAUGGCAGCCGGUGGAGCAAGUUCCUUCACGGCCGGUCACCCCGGAGAAGUUUGGUAGCCCCCAUGUUUGCGCCAGGUUUGGUCCUGGGGGUUUCCUCAUCAAAGUACUCCCUAACCUACCUUCGGACGGACAACCAACUUUAGUUGAGAUCCAUACCAUGGAGGUCAUUAUGCAGAACAGUGUGGAACGGGAGCAGCUGAGAUCGUUCCCUGGUCCUUUGGUGAAGGAUGAAACUCAUAAAGUUGACGUCAUCAAUUUUGCCCAAAGCAAAGCCAAAGAAUGUUCGCAGAACGAGGGUUUGUUGGACCAGGAAUCGGCACGACUGCUCUGGGACUUCGUCGUUCUUCUGUGCAGGCAAAACGGGACCGUUGUAGGGACUGAUAUAGCUGAGCUCCUCUUACGAGAGCACAAAACGGUUUGGCUUCCGGGGAAAUCUCCAGACGAGGCCAACCUGAUCGAUUUCACCAACGAGGCUCUGGAACAAGAAGAAGAAUCCGGUGCCUCUCAGCUCUCGUUCCUCGCGGAUAUGUUACCGAGCGAGGGGAAGAUGCUGGAGAAAGAGACAGAGAGGUUCAGGGAACUGCUGCUGUUUGGACGUAAAAAGGACGCCUUGGAAACGGCCAUGAAACACGGGCUGUGGGGUCACGCAUUGCUUCUCGCCAGCAAAAUGGACAGCCGGACGCACUCGCGAGUUAUGACCAGGUUUGCCAACAGCCUCCCAAUUAACGAUCCCCUACAGACGGUUUAUCAGCUCUUGUCUGGACGGAUGCCAGCGGCAGCCAAUUCCUGCGGAGAUGAGAAAUGGGGAGAUUGGAGGCCUCAUCUUGCAAUGGUGCUCUCUAACAUUACCAAUAACUUGGAAGUACCGACGAGGACUAUGACCACCAUGGGAGACACAUUAGCUUCUCGCGGUCUGUUGGAAGCCGCUCAUUUCUGUUACUUAAUGGCUCAGGUUGGCUUUGGGUUCUACACAAAGAAAACUACGAAGUUAGUCCUCAUCGGCUCCAAUCACAGCUUGCCUUUUACAAAGUUUGCUACCAACGAAGCCAUCCAGCGAACCGAGGCUUAUGAAUAUGCCCAGUCUCUGGGUACCCAAACCAUCUCGCUUCCUAAUAUUCAAGUUUUUAAAUUUGUCUACGCUUGCCGGCUGGCCGAGAGCGGUCUCUCCGCUCAGGCGUUUCAUUACUGCGAAGUGAUUGCCAAGACCGUUCUGAAACACCCGUCUUAUUACUCCCCGGUGCUUGUCGGCCAGCUGCUUGAGGUGUCCUCCCAUCUGAGAUUCUUUGACCCUCAGUUGAAGGAGAAACCGGAGCAGGAAAUGUUUAUCGAGCCGUCCUGGCUACUGCGUCUCCGCCACCUGGACAUGCAGAUGAAGCAAGGGACCGUUGUGUACAACACCGGCAGGAGCACCCCUCAGCAGUACGCCUGCAGCACGCCGAGCUCCGAGAUGGACCACGUCAGCCAAACCGACGGCAUGGCGGCCCCUCACGAUGCGCCCGUCCAUACAGAUAAUCAAUUACUGGCAACGUUUCUGCCCAGCAUGAUGCCAGAAGUCCAGGGUGUUCAGCUGGCGACACCGGGUCCUGAAAAUCCACCUUUUACUUACCAACCUCCUGUGGCCAGCGAACCCUCGUAUCCAGGUACCCCACAGUCUGUUGCCCCUGCAUCUGCUUUCCCCCCUCCAGUCAGUGGACAGGGUUUUGUUCCCUACAGCGACAAGCAGCCACCUGCCUACACGGCGCCUGUGACCAGUCCUUUAAUGCCUCCUACCCCACAACCCAUAGAAUAUCCCCCCCAGGAGCAGUGGAGCCAAGAUCCCGGAGUUCAGAUGAUUCCCCAGGGGUCACCUACCAAAAUGGUUCAUGACUCGGGAUUCGAUUUUUACGGAGAAAUGGCUAAAAUGGCUCCGGGUCAGCGAUCCAGAACGGUUUCUCAGUCGUCGUUACACAUGAGGAGGACAAGAACAACCUCGGAAUCUUCAACCCACUCCAUAGGGUCGGGAAGAAGAAGUUCGGUUGGAAUGCAGCCAUCACCACCCCCUCCAUCCAUCCCUGAAGUAGACAGACAGGAACCCAAAAAGGAAUCUAAAGCACACACGGCGUCUCAAGGGGGUGGUAAAAGUUGGUUUCCCCUGAAAAUCGGCUGGCUGAUGGGAAAAGGCAAGAGCGAGGCCCACCUUCCAGAUGACAAGAAUAAAUCUAUCGUGUGGGAUGAAAAGAAGCAGCGGUGGGUUAACAUGGACGAACCUGAUGGGGAAGAGAACAAGCCUCCGCCACCUCCCCCGUCCACUAUGCCUAAAAGACCCCAGAACAUUCCCCCUGGCCCAGGCGGUCCACCCAACCCCUCCGUCAACAUGUUCUCCAUCCGAGCAGCAGGAACGAGAGGCCGCUACGUUGAUGUCUUAAACCCAAGUGGAAGCAGACCCUCCAACCCUGUCCCUCCACCCGCCGAUCUGUUUGCCCCUCUGGCCCCGAUGCCGAUGCCCGCCAAUCUGUUUGUUCCAAACGCAGUUCCUGAGCCGGAGCAGCCGAUGGAAGCCAGCGGCGCUGAAACUGCGCAACCCGGCGAGCCAACCGGCUACGAUGCCCAGUCACAGCUUUCAAAUACAGCUUCCUUCCCCCCGGGAGCUGAUGUCACAGGUUCCAACGAGGAGAGCCCACCAGGAGAGCUUUCUCGAUCUAGUUCUAUGAGUUCCUUAUCACGGGAAGUAAGCCAGCAUUUUACACAGGCUCCGGUUAACACGGCACCCGUCUCCGCUCCUCCUGCCGGCACGGUCACUUUCUACAACCCAUCUAAUUUUGCACAACGCCGGCCCCCUUCUGCUGCCGCCGGAGGAGCGAGGCCCGGCCGCCUCGGUCAACGGAAAUACCCAACGCUGAAGUAGUGUCUCUGCCGCGUGGCCGCGCAAAACAUUUCAAACGCGUUCUCCCCGUGGGAAGCGCACGACCUUCUCUCCUGGCUACGGAGCUCCGUACCUUUUAGACUUUUAGAUUCCGUGAAACCAGUUGGAACCUGGCAAAUAUUUCUUAAGAUUGGCGGGUUUUCCAGCAUCGAUCGUCGCGUAACCCUUUCACGGCUGAACCGAAGAGCUUUGGCAAUUUCCAAAAAAAACAAA
Messenger RNA from Spea bombifrons (plains spadefoot toad), 7686 nucleotides. It is a transcript of the gene SEC16A, whose product is annotated as SEC16 homolog A, endoplasmic reticulum export factor. Gene Ontology annotation, cellular component: ER to Golgi transport vesicle membrane; endoplasmic reticulum exit site. The transcript has 33 exons. Bases 223 to 7455 code for a protein of 2410 amino acids. Lineage: Eukaryota; Metazoa; Chordata; Amphibia; Anura; Pelobatidae. Gene Ontology annotation, biological process: autophagy; COPII vesicle coat assembly; Golgi organization. The record is from RefSeq and is a predicted model, not a curated record.